This is a messenger RNA of Dermatophagoides farinae (American house dust mite), 687 nucleotides long. NCBI's taxonomy places the organism in Eukaryota, Metazoa, Arthropoda, Arachnida, Sarcoptiformes, Pyroglyphidae. The record is from RefSeq and is a predicted model, not a curated record.
AAAUGGUUCAAUAACGGAUCAUCAUCAUCAUCAUCAUUAAUAAGAACCGGUGCACCAAAUAUUCUUUGUACACAAUUACCAACACAUUGGCGUUUAAAUAAAUCAUUACCAUAUACAUUCAAAGUGAUCAUAUUAAGUGAUUGUAAUGGAUGUCAAAUAAAAGAUGGUACCAUUGUACAAGUGAAAGCCGGUAAUGAAGAAAAUUGUUUCGGUGAAAUACGUAACGGUAUGGCUGUAACGAAAAAUGGUGUGGCAAAAUUUCAUGAUUUACGUUUUAUUGCUCGUUCUGGACGUGGUAAAUCAUUUUCAUUGUCCAUUGUUGUACAAACAAAACCAAUGAUUGUUGCAUUCUAUCGUAAAGCAAUCAAAGUAACUGUUGAUGGACCACGUGAACCACGUACAAAGAUAAAUUCAUUUCAUCCAAAUAAUAAUCAAGGUCUUUGCAAUUUGAAAAAUAAUGACAAAAAUGACGAUGAUGAUGAUCAUGAUGAUCAUGGUGGUGGUGGUGGUGGUGGUGGUCAUCAUCAUAAUACGACAACAACGAAGACGAAUUAUCGACACCAUCGUAACAAAAACAACCACAAUAGCCAUCACUAUCAUCAUAAUCAAAUAUCGUGGCCAUAUCCACAGCAGCAACAACAACAACAACAACAAUCAACAUUAAGAUAUGUAUCGAUCACUGAUUGA